GUGGCCUUGGCCUCGUCUGUCCUGGCCCAGACAACUAGCCAAGACCCCGGCCCUUCUCCUACCGCUUCUGUCGGCUGUGAGCCUCACGGCGACCACUGGCACUGUGACGGUCCUGCUACCGCCGGCGAGGCCACCGUGACUUCUGCUGCAUCGGAGUCCGAGACCGAGACCCCUGCCGUGCCCAGCCCUACCGAGUCCGUGGGCUGCGAACCUCACGGCGACCACUGGCACUGUGACGGACCCGCGAGUGCCGAAGCCACGGCGACCUCGACUGCCACUCACUCUCACGACGAGGAGGAAGAAUCUACCGCCACCCCGACGAUUCCCAGCCCCACCGAGUCGGUCGGCUGUGAGCCUCACGGCGACCACUGGCACUGCGAUGGGCCGGCCGAGACUGCGAGCGGUUCUGAGAGCGCCUCUGCAAGCGGAUCUGCGACCUCAACUGGCGAUGCUGCCGACGCUUCUUCCACCGAUGCCGGCGAGGAAGGAGGUGCUGGAAUGAUUGGAACUCAGAUGUCCGUGGUCGUUGCGUUGGCCCUGGGUGUGGCUGCUCUGCAGAUUUAA
Messenger RNA from Aspergillus steynii IBT 23096, 564 nucleotides. RefSeq lists its product as uncharacterized. The record is from RefSeq and is a predicted model, not a curated record. NCBI's taxonomy places the organism in Eukaryota, Fungi, Ascomycota, Eurotiomycetes, Eurotiales, Aspergillaceae. The transcript has 2 exons. The annotation marks the transcript as partial.